Molecule: messenger RNA, 1557 nt
Organism: Ipomoea nil (Japanese morning glory)
Lineage: Eukaryota; Viridiplantae; Streptophyta; Magnoliopsida; Solanales; Convolvulaceae
Product: U-box domain-containing protein 7-like
Exons: 5
Biological process (GO): protein ubiquitination
Cellular component (GO): nucleus; cytoplasm
Molecular function (GO): ubiquitin-protein transferase activity
Source: RefSeq, a predicted model, not a curated record
UUCUCCGCAAGUCCGCAAUGGUGUUGACUGCUGACCCGUCCAAGGGUGUUCUGUUGAAGAGAGAUCCCAAAUUUUCAUUCGUUAAGCGUGCAGCCACGCACUUUGUGUUCUCACAGUCUCACCAGGAGAAGUUUAUGUGCAACUGUGUCUACAUAUACCCCCUAUCUUCUCUGGGUGCCCAAGAUGUGACUGGGUGGUUAGGUAUCUCUUUAAUGCUGUUUGUAAAUGCUUGUACAUUUGUGCGUGCAUCCAUCAUUCCUUGGUCUUCUGUGGUCUCAAUAAGGUUGAUUUGUGUUUGAAAUUGUAAUCUCAGUUCAGAAUCGGGUUCCUUUGUUCGGAAAAGAAAAGAAGAAGAAGAAGAAGAAGGAGGAGCUUUUCUUGAAAGUUGUCAUUUGUAAUAUUCUAUUCAAGUUUGCUGGAAAGCUUGCAGCUUUUCAAGGUGGGUGUGGUUCCAGAAGGGAAUUGGCCAUUGGGUUUGGGUUUCUGUUUCCAGAAGUGUAGUUAUUUGGUGGUCUUGAUAACUCUACCUUUUUGCUAGAUAAGUUAUCUGUUCUUCUGUUUCCAUUUCCUUUGAGUAUGAAGACAGUUGUUACUGAAGCACUUCCAACUCCUAACUCCAUUAAGGUGCAUCGGUUAAUGUGCACAGAAUUAAUCAACUCAGUAAGUAGAGCUUCAAAAAUACUUCCAGCGAUAGAAGCAUCCCGGCCUCGAUGCAGAUCAGGGAUAGAGGCGCUUUGCUUAUUGAACAAAGCCAUUGAGAAGGCGAAGUUAAUACUUAAGCAGUGCAGUGAAUCAAGUAAACUCUACUUGGCUCUGAAAGGAGAUGUUAUACUCUCGAGGUGUCAAAAGUCGUGGAGCUUACUGGAGGUUAGCUUGAGCCAGAUUCAAAACAUGGUUCCCGUAUUGCUGGCUGCAGAGGUUGCUCAAUUAGUUGAUGAUCUUAGAGGUGCGAGAUUCAGCUUAGAACCGUCAGAAGAGGAAGCGGCUAAGGUUGUGAAAGAAUUACUUUUUCAGUGCACGAAGAGCGAGCUGGAGUCUGUUCAGGUUGCGAUGUGGAGGCUAAACAUUACCUCGCCAAACGCACUCUUGAUGGAGAAACGGUGCAUCAAAACGCUGCUGGACAACGUUGGUGAAGGCGACGGUCAAAAGAAGAAGAUUCUGUUGUUCUUGCUGGAUCUUCUGAGCAAGUACGGGAAAGCAAUCGUGGAACAGAACACCGAGAAUGGCUACAAUAAUCUGCAGCGCGAUCAUCUUUUUCCUGCCCGGGCCAACAUAUUGAACAGACCGAUCCCCCCUGAUGUGUUCAAAUGCCCCAUAUCUUCGAGGCUGAUGUACGAUCCUGUCGUGAUUGCUUCCGGGGAAACGUUCGAGAGGAUGUGGAUUCAAAGGUGGUUCGACGCAGGCCACAACACGUGUCCAAAGACCGGGGAGACGCUUCCCGACUUGACAAUAACACCAAACAACCUGUUGAAGGGUCUGAUAUUGAAGUGGUGUGCAGAACAGGGAGUUGCUUGUUCUGAUCCUACCACCUGUAUAUAUGAUGCAGUUCCUCAUUCA